AUGUCCACCCCGAAUGAUCUCCAGGCCCUGCUGGCCAGCAUUCGCCCGCGGCCUUCGCCAUCGAAUGUUCCUGGUCAAGAGAAUCCUCACUAUCAGCGGGCCCAGCAGCCUUACCAGCAGCCGCCCUAUCCUCCGGGCAUGUUCCCUCCUCAUCCACAACAACAACACCAGCAGCAGCCGUACGAUGGCCAGAGCUUCCCCCAUCCCCAUCUGCACGGUUAUCACCAUCCUUCGGUUUCCUCGGCCAUUCACAGCCCUUCUCCUGUGAACACGCCGCCGCACCACGGCUCGGACAUCCUCAGUCCUAAUCAAAGCAACCAGGAUAGUGCUGCAAGCCUGCUCAACCUGCUGAGAUUCAGCCAGGGUCCUGGUGCUGCUCCCCAGCCAGCUCCUCCCGUUGCCCCCGAGCAGCCUCGCUCUCCCCCAGUUCAGGAGCCGACCCCGUCGCACGGACGAAACAUUUCCGCGUCAGACUUGGUAGCUUCUCUGUUCGGCCAGAAGGCGAUCCCUGCAGAGCCCUCGCCAGUUCCCGCCGUUGCACCGGCACCGGUGCCCUCUGCUCAGCCUGAGGGUCCUAGUGAAAACACCCAGGACAUGCUACUCCGUCUGCUCAACCGGGCCCAGCCUGGUCCAGCUGUAGUAGAGGCGCCUGCUUUGGUUCCCACUGCUCAGCCAACCCCUCCUCAGCAAGCUCCUAGUGGACCUGCUCCUGACCAGGGUAACAACGGCAUUGUCAUGGAAGUACUGGAUACCGAUCCUGAGGAGACUGCGAUUCCGGAAACGGUUGCAUCUCCCUCCAAGGACUCCAUGUUCACCUAUGUUAACCCGUUCGACCAGCUGGCUGCCAUCUCCCCUCGUAACAAGUCUCCGCAGCCCAAGUCUGAUAACGAGACUCCAGUUGUGGAAGUUACUAAGAAGGAGAAGGUCAAUGUCACUGCUACUAUUGAACCUCCUGUCGCUCCUCAAGUGGUGCAGCCUCCGAAGCGCAACCAGUCCCCUGUGUUGGAACCCGAACAGCGCCAGGCUAUGAAUGAUGUCGUCAGUCGUCUCGUGGGUGAAAUUGGACGCACCAUCAACGGAACUGAGUCCGCUCAGCGUGAGGUUGAGUUGGACAUUGAUGUUCCUGCCACCCAGUCUGGGGAGCCUGAAGAGCUUCUCGCGGCGAUCCGCAACCACAUGCGGGAGACAAUCACUAGAGUCGACGAUGUUCGCACCGAGGUUGAGAACCAGGAGAAGCAGCCCGAAACGGAUAGCGAGUCUGUCAAGGAGACUAAGGAGAUUGAGGAGACUGUCACUGACAGUAUCCCGACUCCUGUUGUCCAGAGCGCCAACGAAACUGCCGAGGCUCUGGCUGAUAGCUGGGAGAGCGCUGAAGACAGCGCCGAAAAGGACGAGGAACGUGUCGUAUCUGUUCACAACUUCCCCCUGCGACCCUUCAUUUCCAUCACCGUGAAGCCAUCUGCUGCUAAGCUUGUGGAUUUCCGUGACGACGGCAUCAUGGACAUUGCCCGUCUCAAGAAGGAGUUUGACCAGUUGGAUCGCUCGCUCACCGCAGCGACCUCGGACUACAUUGUGUAUGCCCUUGCUAAGACAGGUGGUAUCAGAAUCAUUCGUCAGGAUGACGGAAGUGACCGACAGGUCUUCCGUGCUACCCGUGACCGCGUGUUCAAUGUUGCUCUCUGCACCACUCACGCCACAUCUGGCCAGUCCGACGUCCAGGCUAUCCUUGGCAUUGGUGUCAGCGGUGCCGUCUACUGGGCGUUGAUUUCCCGAGCCGGAAAGGACCUGUUCGAGCUGGAUGCUCUGGAAAGCGAAAGCUUGAUCUUCCCGCCCUUCCCUGCCUCUGACGAGAACACUUCUGGCGGCCAGCUGAAAACGCGGGCCAAGCGAAGCUCUCGUCACCCUGAUCUCUUUGCUAUUGGUCGCGGCAAGAACAUCUAUGUUAUCUCUCCUCAGGCGGCUAUGUCUGCUACCUACGGUGUCGUCGGUUCCCAGCGCACCGUCAACACCGAGAAGUUCUUCAAGGAGCGUGCAUUGAAGAUCUCGACUGGCAAGGCUGGAAAGGACUUUGCCUUCAGUGACGAUGACACUGUCAUUGCCUCCCUCGACAAGACCGGUCGUUUACGUUUCUGGGAUAUCAGUGAUAUCCUGGAUAACCCCUCUUUCCUCGAGGGUCAGGCCCCCACGGAGGUUCGGGUGCCUCUCAACACUUUCGUCACCGGCUCGCCUGCUGAGAAGUCUUGGCCUACCUCGGUGCUGUUCCUCGACAAGCUGCGCCCCUACUCGCGUGCUAUGGCGCUACGCUACGUUCUCGUCGGCCUCAAGCAGAACCACACCUUGCAGCUCUGGGACAUUGGGCUUGGCAAGGCCGUGGAGGAGGUCAAGUUCCCCCACGAGAACGAGUCGGACGCUAUCUGCAGCGUCGCGUACCACCCGGCAUCGGGCAUUAUUGUCGUUGGCCACCCCACGCGCAACUCGAUUUACUUCGUUCACCUGUCUGCACCCCGCUAUAACCUGCCGGCUAUGUCCCAGGCAGCUUUCAUCAAGGCUGCUACCGAUAAGGACAGCACUCUCCCUAAGCCCGAUUCGACUGCUUGCUUGAGCGGAAUCCGGGAGAUCUCUCUUGGUUCCAAGGGUCAACUGCGAAGCCUGGAGCUUCUGCCGAUCACCAAGUCUGCCGCUGAUAAGCGGGGUACUGAGGAGACUGGCUUGUUCGAGUUGUACGUUAUGCAUUCGCGUGGUGUUACCUGCCUGAACAUCAAGAAGGAGGAUCUGGGAUGGACCGAGGACAACAAGGUCUCCCGUGCCAUUGAUGGUUUGGAGGCUGGUUCUAUUGAGAUCUCUGAUCUCCAGACCUUCCCUGCCUAUGUCACUGAUGACCCCUCUGUCAAUGGUGACACUGCGUCCACUCCAUCCCGCUCUGCCAAGGAGGCCGCCGUCAAGAAGACGGAGACCGUUGAAUCGACUGCUGGUGUUGUCCCAUCGCGUAACGCGUCGCCUACCAAGGCUGCUGGCAAGAAGAAGGUUGCUGAGGAGGCUGUCAAGGAUCAAACUGAGGCGCCAGGCAUCGCUGAGAAGUCUGACAAAAAGAAGAAGAAGAAGGCACCUGCCGUCACUUCUGAGACGAAUGUGAAGGCUAAGGAGCCCACUGCCACAGUUGGUGUUGAACCUCUUCCUGCUUCCAAGGACAACGAGUUCCUUCCCUCUGCAACUCCCACCAUGACUGCCAACGACGCUACUGAGCGCGCAAUCCCGGCUGGCUUCGCCUCUGGCCAGGCCAACGCCCGCCUCAGUGAUGAGGCUCUGAACAAGCACCUGGAGAGCCUUCAGAGCAGCGUCUCCGAUGAGUUCAACAAGAGCCUUGGCCGCGAAUUCGAGUCACUCUACCGUCGCUUCGACGAGGACCGCCGCAGCUGGGACGCUGCCUCGUCCGCGAAACAAGACCAAGUGCUCCGCCUCGUCUCCAGCACCCUGUCCGAUAACGUGGAGAAGAACCUGGCCCGCAUCGUGUCCACCAGUAUCCAGACUGAGGUUGUCCCCGCCAUCGGCGAUGCCACCUCUGCCGCUGUUGGCAAGCAAAUCGGUGCCGCCGUGUCUCAGCAGCUUGGCGGUGCACUCAACGAUGAGCUCCGUCAGGCCCUGCCCAAGGCUGUCAACGCUGCCCUGCAGCAGCCUGCUGUGAUGAAGACCAUCUCGGACUCUGUCAUCCAGAAGUUGUCGCCACGCCUCGAUGCUCUCAUCCAAGGUGCCAUCACGCCUGUGGUGGAGAAUGGGUCUCGCAGUGCUCAGAAGGUUGAGGCUGACCUUGACCGGCUGUUCCGCUCCCAGGCGAAGCACUACGAGGCUCAGCGCCAGAGCGAUCAUGCCAAGAUUGACCAGCUGUCCGCUGCCCUGCAGGAACUCUCAGGCAAGGUUACCACUCUGCUUGGCCAACAGGCACCGGCCCAGCCCUCGGGUGAUUCCGAGAUGAACGCCAUUAUGAAGCUGUUCUUUGAGGAAGGUAAAUACGAAGCAGCUACUCUGAAGUGGAUCGAAUCCAGCCGCCAGGCCGACCUCUUCGACCUCCUUUUCACUCGCAUCGACCCGGAGUAUAUGCUUAACCUGAAUGUGAUGCUCAACCUCUCGGUUGCCGUGGCUGUAACCGUCUCCCUGAACACCAAUAUCAGCAAGCGCCUCAAGUGGCUGGAGACCGUCCUCACCAUGGUUGAUCCCGAAUCUCGCCAGAACGCCAACAUGCGCGUCUCUCUCAUCAUGAAUGAGGACCUGCGCCAGGUUGUUCCCAUCACCAUGAACAAGCUCGCUCAGCGCCUGCACGGCUUCUACAUCACUGCCACGCAGGAGACCAACCAGCUGAACAAGGCAAGCCCGGCGCUUGUUGACUGGGUUGUCCGAAUGAUCCAGUUCACGCGCAAGAUCCUCGGCGACUACACUGCACCUGUUUAG
Messenger RNA from Penicillium cataractarum, 4443 nucleotides. RefSeq lists its product as uncharacterized. The transcript is spliced from 4 exons. The record is from RefSeq and is a predicted model, not a curated record. NCBI's taxonomy places the organism in Eukaryota, Fungi, Ascomycota, Eurotiomycetes, Eurotiales, Aspergillaceae. Bases 1 to 4443 code for a protein of 1480 amino acids. Gene Ontology annotation, cellular component: P-body. Gene Ontology annotation, biological process: deadenylation-independent decapping of nuclear-transcribed mRNA. Gene Ontology annotation, molecular function: protein binding.